Messenger RNA from Cuscuta epithymum, 578 nucleotides. NCBI's taxonomy places the organism in Eukaryota, Viridiplantae, Streptophyta, Magnoliopsida, Solanales, Convolvulaceae. The record is from the annotation of a GenBank genome assembly.
AUUCUAUCAAAACCUUCUAAAGUUGAGUUUGGUGCGGUUUUGUAAUCGGAAGAAUGGCUCGUACAAAGCAAACUGCCCGCAAGUCCACCGGCGGAAAAGCUCCGAGGAAGAGUCUCAGUGUCAUUAAGGCUGCCCGCAAGCAAGUCCCUACAACCGGCGGGGUGAAGAAGCCGCACCGUUACCGUCCAGGAACGGUUGCUCUUCGGGAAAUACGAAAGUAUCAAAAGAGUACGGAGCUGCUGGUGAGGAAGCUGCCGUUCCAGAGGCUGGUGCGGGAAAUAGCGCAGGACUUCAAAACGGACCUAAGAUUCCAGAGCCACGCGGUUCUGGCUCUCCAGGAGGCGGCCGAAGCUUACUUGGUUGGGCUGUUCGAAGACACCAACCUCUGCGCCAUUCAUGCUAAGCGCGUCACCAUCAUGCCCAAGGACGUCCAGCUUGCCCGCCGCAUCCGGGGCGAGCAACCUAUUAAAUCUUAACUUUCUUUUUUAUUUUACACAGCUGUCUGUUAUAAGGUCAGUUGCUUUGUUAAUUCCUAGUUGAUGAAGAUGAUUCAUAUUAUCAAAGAUUGAUUAAUUUUA